Molecule: messenger RNA, 3104 nt
Organism: Paramecium pentaurelia
Lineage: Eukaryota; Ciliophora; Oligohymenophorea; Peniculida; Parameciidae
Source: the annotation of a GenBank genome assembly
AUGUAGUAAAUUGAUUAAAUAACAUUAUAAGGAUACUAAAUUUAGAAAUAUGAUUAAUAUUUAGUAGGAGAUUAAUUUAAAGUUUAUAAAGCAAAAAUAGUUUAAACAGGGGAAUUAGUAACUUUAAAAGAAUAAUCUAAAAUUACAUUUCCAGAAGCGAAUUUAUUAAGGCUUCAAUAAUGUAUCAAAUAAUAACACAUUAUUGAAAUCAAAAUUUUUGAAAUACAAUAAUCAAAAGUGUUUAUAAUUCUUGAGAAAAUGAAAAAAUCAUUACAUGAUUUUAUUUUUGAAAAUGAAUUCAUAAAUAAAUAAUAAAUAGAAAAAUGCCUUUUAUUCCUUUAGGUAUUGUUUAAUAUAUACUUCAUUAGAUAGUUUAAGCUAUUUAAGAAUUGCAUAGAUUCGACACAUUUCAUAGAAAUUUAAAACCUAUAGACUUUGUUGUUUGUGAAGAUUAAGAUAAAUAGAUUAAACUCAAGCUUUUAGACUUCGGAUUAGUUUAAUUUGAUAAUUGUGAAGAUUUAAAUAAAUCACUUGAAAUAGGAUCGAUUGAAUAUUUAGCUCCUGAAAUUCUAGAAAAUGAAUAUUAUGAUAAAUCAGUAGAUGUAUGGUCUCUGGGAGUAAUUUGGUAUUAGAUGCUAACUGGAUAGAGUAUAUUUAAAGACAACAAUAAACUGUUAUCGUAAGAAUCUAUUUAUGAAUUUAUUGAGUAAAAUGGUAAUUAAAUAGAUAGGAAUAUUAAAAAAUUAAUAAAAUAAAUGUUAGUAAUCAAAAGUUAAGAUAGGAUAUCUCUUAACUUAUUAAUUUCAAAUUUAUAAAAGUUUUGUUAAAACUAGACUAAAUUUUACUUAUAGAACUAAGAAUAAGGUAUUGUUGAUUAUAGUAAUUUAAAAUAAUAAUAGUGGAAUGUUAACUAUUAAUUAUAAUUAAGCAAUUUCUAAUAAUAAUUAUAAAUUUAACUUGAAAAUUAAUUUGGAGAAGAAUUAUAAUUAUGUCUUGAAAAAAAAUAAAUAUGUAUGAAAAAAGUAAAGAUUGAGAUUAUAUAAGAUGAAAUCAAUUAAAGCAUUCAAAAUCUAUUAUUUUUAAAUUAGAAGGAAUAGAAUAUUGAUUAAAUUUAUGCAACAUCAGAAUAGGGAUAUUAGAAUUAUUUAGAAAAAUGGUAAAAAAGAGAUGAUUUAUUUAAGCAAUUCCAACAAGAAUUUUAUGUUUAAACUAACGAUAUGAUUUAAAAAUAAGAAAAAAAUAUAGAAUAACGUUGGGAAGAAAAGAAAUGUGAAAUUAUUAGAGAAAUAACUUUACAGAUUAAAUAACAACUUUUAUUAGAUUAUAAUUUAUAAAUGACAAUUUAUGAAAAUCAAAUUAGAGGAGAAUAAACAUAUUUUAAUGGUCCAAUAGCUUUAUAAUAAAAAAUAAUUUAGGACAAUAAAAAAUAAUUAGAAUUUUUGAAAUAAUAAUUAGAUAAUUUUUUGAUUAGAACAUAAAAAUAAUAAUAAUAUGAUAUGCUCAUAAAUACUUUAAAUGAAAUUUAAGAAUAGUAAGAUUAGUUAGAAGAUUAAUAAUCCUUAUAAAUAGCAUAAAGAAAUAGGAAAUUUUAAAAAUAGUUGAUUAUUAUUAGAAUUGAAAUGGAUUCUAUUGAAAAGGAAAUAGAAUUGGAAUAUUUAGAAAAAAAAUUAAAACGAUAGAAAAUAAAUUUAGAGAAUAAAACUAGGAAUUUAUUUAAAAAGUAUUCAGAAAUAGUAGAUGCUCAAAUAACAAAAUUAUAAGAAUUAUAACAUAAAGAUAAUACGUUAAUUACAUAAAACUAAAAUAAUAGUUAUUUUUUUGAUAAAAUUUAAAAAUUAUUUUUGUAGAGAUAAAAUUUUAAUUAAGAAUUACAAUAAUUAUUUUAAAGUUGUUAAAAUUAAUAAAUUGAAACUUUACUCCCAUAAAUUUAAAGAAUUCAAUUUUUUAAUGAAAACCUUAUUAAAAUCAGUAAUUAUGUAGAAUGGUCAACUUUAUAAUUAAAUUCAUAAUCAAUAAUUUAUUAAACAUAAGAUUAAUCUAAUUUGAAAUAGUAAAUGGAGGAUCUCCUUAAUUAAUUAAUUGAUUUAUAUGGAUUAAUUUAAGCUUAUUUAGAAACAGAUGAAAUUUAAUGUACAGAUAUCAAUAUAAUUAAAAAUUAAUAAGAGAAUGUCAAAAUAUUGAUUGAAACAUUAAAUUAAUAAAGUGAAAUAUUAUUAGAAUGUUAAAGAAAAUUACAAUUAAAUAAUCUAGUAAUUGAAGAAAAUAGAAAAGAAUUUAUUUAAAAUGGUAUUUACAAUUAGAAUUUUUAAAUCUUUUCUGAAAAAAAUUAUGAAGAAUUUGCCUUUAAACUUAAAGAAAUUAUAAAUUAAAAAGAAUUAGUAAAAUUCAGACUCAGAUUUUUUGAUGACAAUGAGUUUUAUAAACAAAUUAUAGAUUAAUGGAAUGGAAUUAAAUCUAAAAAAUAAGAAUUAUAAUAAGAAUUGCAAGAAGUAGUAGAAUAAAUGUAUAAUUACAGCAAUAAUUAAUUAUAAAUACAUAUAUCAAAAGUUUAAGUUUUAUUAAUUUAGAUUAAUUAAACACUUAAAACAAUUCCAUCCUUAAAUUAAAUUCAAAAAUUUAAUGAAUAAUAUCAAUAAAAUCAAAUUAGUUACUUAGAACUCUUCACUUUAAUUGUCUAUAUCAAAUUAUAUCAUUGUUAAAGAUACUUAAAUAGAUUUUUAUCUCUCAAAAAUAAAAAAUUAGUUUAAGAGAUUUAAUAGUCUUAGAUUUAAAGCUAAGUUUAAAUGAAUUCUUACAAUUAAUUAAAUUAAGAUAUUCAAUCAUGUAAAUAAGAAGAGUAGAAAAUUCAAAGUUUAAUUGAAAAAUAUCGUACAUGUUUGGGCGGAUAAAUCGAACCUUUUAAAAUUAUGAAACUUUAAGAGGAUAAUGAAUAUAUAACUAAUCUAAACUAUAAUUAUCAAAAUAAGAUUAAAUAAAUAAUAAAAGUAAAGUUGCAUAAAUAUUUAAAUGAUUAAAAUCUCAUAAAUGAAAUUAUUAAUCAUUAUCAAACCUAUGAAUUUUAACCACUACUCUUCUAUAAAAAAGUAACAGAAUAGCAUAAUUGA